AUUAUUAUUUUUUUUUUCUCUUUGAUCAAUGUGUAUUAUUGAGCACUGUACGAGUCUGUUGUUGACCACCGUGUUUUGUUACGUACAAAGACCCAAUCGUUAGUGACAGAGGAAGUGUGCUAUAAGUUUCAGUAUGUCAGCAACUAAUAACAAACAGUAUGGCCUAAUAGUUCCAAAAAAGCCAGGUCAGUCUGGAUUACAACCUCGACUCUCGGUAUUUAAUGACAAUAGUGAUUCUGGAGAUGAAGGAGGUGACUGGGUAAAACGAGCCUUGAAGCGAGAUUCUCAGAAGAGUUUACAGAAGAAACAAACGAAAAUUGAAAUGGAAAGAGCAUUGGCCGUGGAUCCUACAGUUUAUCAGUACGAUGAGAUAUACGAUAAAAUGGAGGAAAAGAAAGCAGAGGAAAAAAAACUGAAAUCAACUGACAAGAAGCCAAAAUACAUUCAGUCUCUCUUGAAGCAAGCCGAGCGUCGCAAGAAAGAACAAGAACGUCGAUAUGAACGUGAAGUACAGCGAGAGCGAGAGGCAGAAGGAGAACAGUUCAAAGAUAAAGAGUCAUUUGUCACUGCUGCUUAUCGAGCAAAGCUUGAGGAAUUUCGCAAAAUGGAUGAACAGGAAAAACAUAUGGAACAUUUGGAAGCAAUAAUGGAUGUUUCCAAGCAGAAGGAUCUCAGUGGAUUUUACAGGCAUUUAUAUCGUCAGGCAACUGGUGAGUCUCCGGCAUCCAAUUCAAAUGUAGUAAAAGUUAAAGAAGAACCACCAGAUCCUUCUCCCUCUUCAUAUAAUGAGGAAGGUGACGUAAAGGCAAAGGAGAACAGUAAUAAGGCCAUUGCAGAAGGCGACGCAAAGCGCAUGAUGGUUCCUACUGAAAGACAAUACAGAAAACGCCGUGCCUCUUCUUCUGAUAGAGAAGAUACUCACACCAGAAAGAGAACAGUACCAACCUCCAAUGGUGAUAAAAAUACUCUUGAAUCGGACAGUUCGAGUUCCCCUAGUGAUAGCUCGAGUGAUGACUCGAGUGAUUCAGAAGAAAUUUCAGAAAAUGUCAGCAACAACAAAGACAAAUGUGAAGCUGAUAAAAUGGAGGCUGUUGCAAAAAACUCAAAGGAAUUGGACACAAGCAAACAAGGAGAUAAGAAAGUCGGUGAAGAAACUGUAGAGACUACAGAGCCUGUUCCAAAGUGCAACAUUUGGGAAAAACGUACAGUUGGACCCCUAUUUGAAGCUGCAUUGGAGCGAUACUAUGCUAGGAAAGCAGCAAGGCUUGCUGGGUGAUAAUCUUUUGUGUUUUAAAACAUAUGAAGCUACAGCUGUUGUAGAUAUUUCUAUGCACAGAUUUGAAAUUUGUUUUGUUUACUAUUUUUGUGCAUGCUUGAUAACUGUUAAGAGACAACAUUGUAAAUGACCGACUGGCUGGUGAAUACAGGGAAAAAGUAGUUUUCCCAUUACAAACAGCUAGCGGUAACAUGACAAUUUCAGUUCCUUCUCAUUUACUAUUUUUUUCCCUACAGUAGUGUUUCUUUUUUAUCUGUCGUCCCACCCCCAGAGUACUUAGCAUGUUCUUUCAUGCUACCUCUAUCUUGGAAUUCUAAUUUUAACAAGUGCCUUCAGAAAAUAUGUCUGAUCUUGACUUUUAUGUUGACUUUAUAACUUUUCACAUCUGACAUCGUUUCUUUUUCCAUAGACACUUACAGAUCUUUUGUAUAAACCUUGUAAUUAAUUCUGUAUAAAAAAUAUACAUUGUCUUUCUCUUCUGUUAUUUUUUACUGUAUUUUGAUAUAUUUUAUCAUUACCUCUUAAUUUACACUGUUACAUGCUUUUUACUGGACCUAAACUUUUCCUCAUUCUUUUCUUUAAUACUUCUAGUUUCUCUAAUUCAUUUCUAGGCAUUCUGGUUGCACUACUGCAUUGUAAUAUGUUACUUUUUGUAUUUCUUAAUAUUCAAUGUCAGUUGUUGAUAUUUUUAGUUAUACAACACUGUCUUCAUGUUGUGUGUUCUUUCAUCUAUCUGUGUAUUGUUUCGGUAUUUUGUCUCACUGCAUUGUUGCAGGCAGUUGUGCCAAAAGAAAUUCUGCCAAGUCAGUGGAAAGAUUUAACUAAAGAAUAGUACAAAAUGUGAUCUAUAUUGUAUGUCUUGUAACAUAUCAAAUUAAUGAAGAAAAUGUACAGAACAUAGAUGUUAAUGAAAAUUGCUUGUUUUUUA
Schistocerca serialis cubense is the source of this 2204-nucleotide messenger RNA. Its product is annotated as nuclear speckle splicing regulatory protein 1. The record is from RefSeq and is a predicted model, not a curated record. The transcript is spliced from 6 exons. Bases 134 to 1276 code for a protein of 380 amino acids. Gene Ontology annotation, biological process: regulation of alternative mRNA splicing, via spliceosome. NCBI's taxonomy places the organism in Eukaryota, Metazoa, Arthropoda, Insecta, Orthoptera, Acrididae.